AAUUUUUUAGCAGUUCUUCUACUUUCAACCAAGAGGAACUGAAAGUCCAUCGUUAUGCUUUUUCAGGAAAUACGUUUGUGGAUUCUUCAUGGAGGCUUUCAUGGGGUUUAAGGGAUUCGAGAGUUGCCCUCCAUCUUUUCUUUUCCGUCAUGGUCAAACCUGGGUUUCUUAUAUCUCUAAUUCUCAGCCUUCCUCUGAUGUUUUUGUGUUGUAUCGGCAUCGUUCAUUAUACAGAUUUCAAAUUUAGGGUGAUUUCAUGGGUUUUCGCCAUGAUUUUCAGUCUUAGCUUCCUUCCUAACAUCAUCUUUUAUGGAUCUUCUCUCAAUCACAGAUUUGGCAAGAUUUCCAACCUCUUCAACAUAAAUCUCAACAUAUUUAAAGGUCCGAGGUGCCAAGCCUCGGACUGCUACAGUAAUUCCUUUAUGACCGAAGUGAGGAAUAAAUCCAAAGCUUCCCGCUCAAAUAGCUGCAUGACAAUGACAAUAAUUCUCACUGAUCAACCUCUCAAGCAGAUUCUGCAGAAACCAGAGUGCUCUGAAAGAUUAAUUAAGUGGGCAGUAGAACUGGGAGAGUUUGAGAUAACGUUUCAGCAAAGAUCAGCCAUCCGAGCUCAAGCAUUAGCAGAUUUCAUUGUCGAAUGCACUCCAUGUCCCUCAACCUCUACUCUAGAACUCAACGAAUGGACCUUAUAUGUUGACGGAGCCUCUAGUAGCAAGGGUUCAGGGGCUGGCGCUCUCUUGAUCGGUCCAGAGGGAUACCGAAGCGAACAUGCCCUAAAGUUCAACUUUGAUGUGACAAAUAAUAUGGCUGAUUAUGAAGCUCUGCUACUUGGUCUACAACUAGCAUUAGAGUUGAAAAUCAGUGCAAUUCAAGUGUACAGUGACUCCCAGCUGGUGGUGAACCAAAUCAACUCUAUUUGCGAAGUCGUUGAUCCUGUGAUGAUGAAGUAUGUAGCCUUGCUGACCGAGCUGAAGUGCAAAUUCCAGAAAUUCUGUCUGAGUAAAAUUCCCCGCGCUGAGAAUGAACAGGUAGAUUCACUCUCCAAGUUUGCCUCUGAUAGCUCUUUAAGUUCCAGAUCCGUUUUUGUAGAGGUCUUAGAUGAACCAAGCUUCACGAAGCCUCGGGUGAUGGAGAUUAGCACAAACCCUGACACGCCGAGCUGGACUGAUUCGAUUGUCUCCUUUUUACGAGAUGGGAUCGUACCUGAGGACAGGCAGGAGGCAAUGAAAUUGAGGAAGAAAGCAUCUCGGUAUGCACUCGUUGAGGGGGUCCUGUAUAAGAGAUCUUUCUCACUUCCUCUUUUACGGUGUUUAAACCCCUAUGAAGCUGAAUACGCACUUCGAGAGGUGCAUGAGGGUGUCUGUGGGAGCCAUGUCGGUGCUAGGACUCUCGCUCACAAAGCCUUAAGGCAGGGAUAUUAUUGGCCAAACAUGUAUAAGGAUGCCAUUCACUUUGUUCAGAAAUGUCCGAAGUGCCAAUUCUUUGCACAUCUGACUCACCAACCUGCAGAAGAACUCACGAACUUGGUAGCACCAUGGCCAUUUGCACAGUGGGGACUAGAUCUUUUGGGUCCAUUCUUGAAAGGGGUUGGUGGUGUAACCCAUCUGGUUGUUGGUGUGGAUUAUUUCACAAAAUGGGUUGAAGCUCGGCCUUUAUCUAGUCUUACCUCCAAGAAGGUCGAAGAUUUUGUUUUCAGCUCGAUCAUCUGCAGAUAUGGGAUCCCAAAUCAAAUUGUGGCUAAUAAUGGAACUCAAUUCAAUUGCUCUUCAUUCCGAGAUUUCUGUUCCAGUUAUGGGAUCAAGUUGCAGUUCACCUCCGUUUACCAUCCGGAGUCCAAUGGCAUGGUGGAAUCUGUUAACAAAUGCAUUUUUGGAAGGAAUAAGGCCGAGAUUGGAGCAGCAUAAGGCCAAGUGGGCAGACGAGCUCAACAACGUCCUCUGGGCAUACAGAACCACGAGCCGAACUACUACAGGUACUACUUUAAACCGAGUUUAUUUGAUUAAUUUUUAUAGUAUUUUACUUUUUCUAAUACGCUUUACCUUAGAGCAAAUAUGCAUAAUGCAUAAAGCGCAUUCUAAAGU
Messenger RNA from Rubroshorea leprosula, 2081 nucleotides. NCBI's taxonomy places the organism in Eukaryota, Viridiplantae, Streptophyta, Magnoliopsida, Malvales, Dipterocarpaceae. The record is from the annotation of a GenBank genome assembly.